Molecule: messenger RNA, 1460 nt
Organism: Pseudonaja textilis
Lineage: Eukaryota; Metazoa; Chordata; Lepidosauria; Squamata; Elapidae
Source: RefSeq, a predicted model, not a curated record
GGGGACUCCUCUGGAUGCUGGCCGUCUCAGCUGCGGGGGCUUCGGAAGUCGAAGUCGAGGGGCGCCUGAGAACGCGGCUCUUCGAGACUUACUCCGCCACGGUGCUGCCCAUCCACCAGAUCUCCCACAAGGUCCCCGUGAGGGUGGGAAUGUCCCUCUCGCAGCUGAUCAGCUUAAAUGAAAAGGACGAGGAGCUGACCACAAAGGUCUACAUGAACCAGGAGUGGAUCGACUAUCGGCUCACCUGGAACCCAGCCGAAUUUGAAGGCAUCACGGCCAUCCGAGUUGGUGCUGAUGAAGUGUGGCUCCCGGAUAUCGUUCUCAUGAACAACAACGACGGCGUCUUUGACAUUGCUCUCAGCGUGGAUGUCCUCGUGCACUAUACCGGGAGGGUCCAGUGGCAGCCCCCGGGCCUUUAUCGGAGCAGCUGCAGGAUCCAGGUUACCUAUUUCCCGUUCGACUGGCAGAACUGCACGAUGGUCUUCCGCUCAUACACGUACGACGCCUCCCAAGUCACCCUCCUGCACCCCAUAAAUGAAAAAGGGGAGGAGGUGAAGGAGAUCCUGAUAUAUGAAAACACGUUUAUCGACAACGGACAGUGGGAGUUCCAGCACAAACCGUCCCAAAAGAACACUCGUCCGGGAGAUUCGCUGUACGAGGAUAUCACUUUCUACCUCAUCAUCCGCCGUAAACCGCUCUUCUACCUCAUCAAUGUCAUCAUACCUUGUAUCUUGAUCACAAUCCUGGCCAUCUUCGUGUUUUACCUCCCGCCGGAUGCCGGCGAGAAGAUGACACUCUCCAUAUUCGCGCUCCUCACCCUCACCGUCUUCUUGCUACUGUUGGCCAAAAAGGUCCCGGAGACCUCCCUGGCGGUGCCCAUCAUCAUCAAGUACCUGAUGUUCACUAUGAUCCUGGUGACGUUCUCUGUCAUCCUCAGCGUGGUCGUCCUCAACAUUCAUCAUCGCUCGCCCAGCUCCUACAAGAUGCCCUUCUGGGUGAGGCAGGUUUUUCUUCACAGGUUGCCCCGGUACCUGUGCCUGCAGCGGCCGAAGCCCGAGCCCCCCCUCGAGGGCCCCCCUCCGCUCCACAAGGAGACCUCCGUCAAGAGCAACCGCUACGCCAAUGAGUAUUUUAUCCGGACCCCCAUCUAUGACUUCUCCAAGCCCAGCAGGUUCCAGCUGGAGGCCUUCUCCGUGGACAUGAGGAGGUUCAUAGAGGGGCCCAGCCACUGCCUGACCCUCCCGCCCGACCUCAAGUCCGCCGUGGACACUGUCCUGUACAUGGCCCAGCAGCUCCAGGAGCAGGAAGACUACGAUGCGCUGAAGGAAGACUGGGAAUUUGUAGCCUUCGUGGUGGACCGCCUCUUCUUCUGGACCUUCAUCAUCUUCACCACCAUCGGCACCCUCACCAUCUUCCUGGACGCCAGUCUCCACCUGCCUCCCGAGAAGCCCUUCCCCUGA